Acanthamoeba castellanii str. Neff is the source of this 1719-nucleotide messenger RNA. RefSeq names its product PHDfinger domain containing protein. The coding region runs from base 1 to 1719 and encodes 572 amino acids. Gene Ontology annotation, cellular component: cytoplasm; nucleus. The record is from RefSeq and is a predicted model, not a curated record. NCBI's taxonomy places the organism in Eukaryota, Discosea, Longamoebia, Acanthamoebidae. The transcript is spliced from 8 exons. Gene Ontology annotation, molecular function: ATP binding; protein serine/threonine kinase activity. Gene Ontology annotation, biological process: mitotic DNA damage checkpoint signaling; protein phosphorylation.
AUGCUUGACGAGGGUGCCGAUGUUCGGGUGCUGGCUGAGGCAUUCAUGGUCAACGCCCGGCAUUGGCGCUCGCUGAAGGCCGGUCAAUGUACCCUGCCGGCCGACAUUGUUGAGUUCAAGAGGCAAGGCGAAGAUGACUGGUACGGACCGGGUCUGGUGGCAUGCUUCCAGCGGAUGGACCUCAUCAAUGCCCUCGACCGCAUGGAGCUGAGAGAGGGGCAGGCAUACCGCCCGAUGGACCGUACCUUCCCCGUCAGCUACUGCACGCAGCUGUCGGGCAGCUCUGUCGAGAUGGCCAUCGUUCUCGGCCCAGCGACCCUGCGAAACGGGAGCACAUCGCGGAGCAAGGUGGUGCCCCUCUACUCGGCGCGGCUGGCGAGCAAGAGGGACAUGAAGCGGCUCUUCCUGCUGCGCCAUCACAUCGUUGCCAACGUCAUCAGGGAGGAGGCCAUGCUGGAAGACUUCGUAACGCAGUUUGCCGGUGAACUGCCAGACCCGCGAGACGACCUCUGGAAGAAGCAUUACUGCGUCUGCAAGCGGAUCGACGACGGUGCCCAGUACGUCGAGUGCCACCAGUGCGCCAGGUGGUGCCAUCCGUCGUGUAUCGAGAUGGCCCAGCUCCCCGCGCAGGACGAGGCCUGGUACUGCUCCGAAUGUAGUAAGUCUGCACGAGAGGAGAGAAAGAGGAAAGGCGAGCAGGGAGGGCCUGACGACAACGACGACGACGACGACGACGACGACAAACGAGAGGAGGAGAAGAAGAGGAAGCGUGAACACAAGCAACAGCAGCAGGGGCAGCAGCAGCAGAAUGAGAAACAACGACCUGACACUCGGCGCCGCAAGCACAAGCGAGCAGACCGUGGCCAGCAACAUGACGAGGAAAUCGGCCCCGUACCACGCACCCACGGCGCUGGGGUGCCCAUUCGGCAGCUCGCCCGGACGAAAAGAAGCCAAGUGUGGCUGCUCAGGUCAGCAGAGGGGGACCUGCUGGUGCUCAAGUUGGUGCGGGACGUGGUCAAAGGCAAGCAGGAAGCCGGCAUUCUGAAGAGGCUCCAGGGAGUAACGCGGCACAUUCCCCGUUUCCUGACCUCGGGUCUGUUCGAGUGCGGCAAAGAAUGGUAUCAUGGUCUUGUGCUGGGCUGCAUAGAACACGAAGAGGCAUACCGCCAACCAGACUCCACAUUCGCUUCCUAUGUCUUCCAACUACUGUCGGCCCUACGGGAGCUCCACGAGCUGGGUGUUGUGCACCACGACAUCUCGCACAACAACGUUCUCUACAGCAUCCCGACUGGGGAGCUCACCAUCAUCGAUUUCGAAGUCGCGACGAACCGGCGGCUGGGCAGUACGUGGUCUGAGUUUGCUCCGGUGGGCACACCUGGGUACUUGGCCCCCGAGCUUCUUGACAGCUGCGGGUGGUGCCCACAAGUCUCCCACAAGAUCGACAUCUGGGCCGCCGGGGUCUUGAUCGCUUGGCAGCUGCUCAACGUGCCGAUGCCAGACGACCAAGUCAACCAGGAGGUUUCGCGCAUGUCGUUCGAGGAGGUGGCGCAGUGGGCGCAGGCAUCAGCUGGCCCAGCCUGCACUGUGGGACCGCAGUUGACGAGGGCGCGGUGGGGAUUAGUCACCCAGUUGCUGUGCAUCGAUCCUGAACGCCGGCUCGAUGCUGCGUCGGCUUGCCAGCUGUUCCCUUCGGCCUGGGGCACCACCCAACAACUGUAG